Molecule: messenger RNA, 1710 nt
Organism: Anoplophora glabripennis (Asian longhorned beetle)
Lineage: Eukaryota; Metazoa; Arthropoda; Insecta; Coleoptera; Cerambycidae
Gene: angel
Product: protein angel homolog 2
Exons: 8
Coding region: 1-1629 (542 amino acids)
Molecular function (GO): 3'-5'-RNA exonuclease activity
Source: RefSeq, a predicted model, not a curated record
AUGUCUAAGGAAAGUGAUAUCUAUAACUUAGGAGGAAUUCCUUCAACAAGUGGAUCUAGCCCUAGCAAUUGGGACUGCAGCAGUGUUGAUAAUUUAAAUGCAAAUAAUGAAACUAGACCUGUGGAAUAUGUCCCUAAUUUAGUAUUAACUCAUCCUAUAAUAUCCCUGAAUAGUGUCGCAACAAACUUUUACAAUAUAAAUUUUUAUCAUACCAGCAAUUAUUGUUAUAUGGGAGAAUAUUUUCAACAAAGUUCAAACAGACAUUAUUGCCGAACUGAUAAGGAACACGAGAUCAAAAAUCUAGAACAAAGAAAUGGUUUUACUUCAAAAAAGCAAAGCAGUUGCUGGCUUUUAUUGCUUGCUAUAUAUUUUCUUUUGUGCAUCUCACUCUCAGAUGCUAAGGAAAACAAUUGCGAAGAAGAAAAUAACGAUCAAAGAUUAUUAUCUUUAAGAAAAUGGGAGAACGUGAAAAAUGAAAAUCAAAGUAAUAGACCAGGAUUUAUUUUCACAGUGAUGUGCUACAAUGUUUUGUCUCAAGAUUUACUAUCGCAACAUCCUUAUUUAUAUAACAAUCACAACAAUGUCUCUUUACAGUGGAAUGUGAGGUGGACUAAUAUCUUUAAUGAAAUUACAAAAUUUAAACCAGAUGUGCUGUGUUUACAAGAAGUGCAAGAAUCGCACAAUAAAAAUUAUUUUUCAAUUUUGGAAACUAUAGGGUAUUCCAGUAUAUAUAAGAGAAGAACGGGUGAAAAAACUGAUGGAUGUGCCAUAUAUUAUAAGACGGACCUUAUACAGUUGGUGGAACAUACCUCAGUAGAAUAUUUUCAGCCAGACAUAUCAGUUUUAAAUAGAGACAACAUCGGUCUCAUCGCGAAAUUUUCACCCAAGCUACACCCAACCAGAGAAUUUGUGAUUGCAACUACUCAUCUUUUGUAUAAUCCUCGAAGACAAGAUGUAAGGCUAGCACAAGUCCAGCUGCUUCUUACUGAAAUAGAACGAAUAAGUUACAACGCACAAUCAGAGGGUAACUACCUACCAGUAAUUUUAGCGGGCGAUUUAAAUUCAACACCGGAUUCUGCAGUUUAUGAAUUUAUAACGAAAGGCAAAUUGAGAUAUGAAGAUUUGUCUCCAAGGGCAUUAAAGAAGGGUACCAGUUCAUUCACAGGCAAAUUGUUAGUGCCUGCAAAGUUAAGAAUAACAGAUAAUUGCCAACAUGCCGAUCUGCUUGAAAGGAGGAUGAAAAAUGAAAAAUUAUCGAGAACUAAAGAAUUAUCUGUAAUCGAAUUAUUUCAUAGCGAUAAAAGUAAUGAAACGCAAAGUAACAAAAAAGACGUAAACACAGCAUUACACUCUACUGGAACAUUGACUCAUAAUUUUUCUUUCAAAUCUGUUUAUAGUCAAGGGCGUCCUGAAAUAAAUGAGGGUACUACGUUUCAGGGAGAAUGGGUGACGGUGGAUUAUAUAUUUUAUAGUACAAAAAACUAUGAUGUAAGUAUUGAAGGUAAAUUCAAGUUAUUAUCAAGGUACAGGCUUCCAACGAAAGAAGAGUUACUAGGAAUAAACAUUCCGAACAGUGUGGUAGGAUCAGACCAUUUGUCGCUUAUGGCAAAGUUUAAAUUAGAAUAUUAAUCCUUGUUGUUUUUGUUUAAUUAUUGUUUAUGUUAACAUUGAGAGUAUUUUGAUAAAAACGUUUAAUAAAACCAUUUUAUU